Molecule: messenger RNA, 1626 nt
Organism: Lachancea fermentati
Lineage: Eukaryota; Fungi; Ascomycota; Saccharomycetes; Saccharomycetales; Saccharomycetaceae
Source: the annotation of a GenBank genome assembly
AUGUCUAUACGACCUAUCCCUUCGGAUAAUAUUCCUGAGACUUCUUUUGAAGAUAUAGAAACUACUUUUAAUGGUCUUGAUCGAUUUACAGUUGCAAACAAACAAUCAUCACCGCUAAGCAAUGGACUAGCACCUCCUUCCACAGCUAGCUCCGAGAGCACAACCUUUUCCAAUAGCAAAAAAGUGUAUUCAACACAUACAGAAAGUGAAGAUGCAGAUGAUGAUGAACAUUUUUUGAGUGACUUCGAGGAGUUUCAGGGAAAAGACUAUGAUAAUGUAUUCAAGACUCAUUUCGUGGAGCCUUCCAGCGCUGAACCAGUGGACUUUUCUGGUAAUGAAGAGAAUCAAGUAGCAGAAGAAAAAUACCGUGGACUAAGUCAGCACUUCAAGAAUUUAAAUUUGGAUAAUCGUCAGCUAAAGGGCGUUCCUUUCCGUAGGUCAAAAGCUUUGAAACAGCCGAAAUCCAUGAUGGACUUACAAAAUGAGUCCAAACCCACUCAAAGAUCCAGAAGAAUACAACAACUAUCUAACAGUCGAUCUGCUUCAAAUUUAAGGAUAGGUAGUCGGCUUGGGUCAAAUGAAAUCAACUAUAAAAAGUCAAUGCCUACCCUGUCGAAGUACAACGCAAUUCGUGAGGAAGAGGAAGACGAGGACUAUCUCAAAGAGUUUGAAGACGACUUUCAAUUCGAAAAAAGUCUACUUCAACCUCAAUUCUUGAAUGAUCAAGAAUCUGCUUCGCCGCCUCUGAAGCUAUCGCCAACUCAAUAUAACAUACGAAAUGAUGAUCUGCUUCUAACACCACAGCUCCAUAAAAGACACUCUGAAUGGAAUACAGCAGGUCAAUUAGAGCUGUUUAAGGAAAGGCGAAAAUCGGCAAAGGGCUCGAGAUCGUCACCAUCGAGGACAAAUAUCACUGCUUCGCAUAGGUUAAAGACAAUAAAACAAGAAAUAGAUCAUAAUACCCCCAUGAAAAAGGGAAAGAUGACAUAUGAUCCGGAGACUCUCCAAUGGCGAGGAAAUGAGCAAGCUUUAUCGAAAUUUUGUGACAUUGACUUACCAGACAAAAAGGCCAUCGUUAUAACUGGUAAAGGAAGGCCUCUUUCAUCCACAUCCAAAUCAAAAAAAUCUAAACCUUCCGAUAUGCGAGCCGGCUCUCAGCAAAGCGGGAAGAUUGUUGGUAAGAUGAUGUUUGAUCAAGAAAACUUGAGAUGGAUACGAAUUGGAGGAGAAAAAGAAGACCCCUUCUCCAGCGUCCCGGAUUAUAUCUCCUCAUUAUCGUCUACAGAUACACUUUCAAAGAGAAAGUCAGCGUUGAAAAGAUCGCAUAGCCAAUUACUUCCGAGUCGAGAUAGCUUCAGCAGCCGUUUAAACUCUUCAGCGACUACGCGGUAUCAUUCACUGGGAGCCUUUGCCGGAAACACGGAGCCUACGUUCAACAUAGAUUCCAAGCUGCUUGAAAGAUUUUAUCAUGAAGAAAAUAAAUGGAAUAGGACAGUAGGUGGUUGGUUCAUUCUGGGAGAUGCUGAAUCAGAAAGUUAUAUUGAUGAGCAAAAAUUGCCAGAUCAUAAAAACCAGAGCUACAUGUACGAGAUUAGAAAUAUGGUCAUCAGUUCUGCACGGAACUAG